AUCAAUAAAAUGUAUGGGUGUAAAUUAAAUUGUGCUCUGUUUUUUUUUAAACGAAUCUGCUGAUGGCGUAGCCCAGACUGUACUGCAGCAGGAAGGGGAUGUCAAGGGCUUUGGGUUUGACAGCGCAGGUGCGAGCAGGUGAAACAAUUGAACUGUAUGGGGCAGAUCUGCGAAUAGCAUCUACAGAAUAUUGUUUUGGGGAUACGUGUUAUAAACAUCGUAUCCCUCUAAAACCAGGAGUUAUGCUGUUAUAUUCAUUAACUAAACCGAAUACGAGACUUGACUGCGAAAUUAAGUAGCAAAAACGAUGUUAAAAAAACAAUAAAGAUGAAGAGACACAGACGAGUCUUAUUUUGGCUGUUAAACUUUACUAAGCGUUUUGAAAACCAUAGUGGACUUAGCUCAGAGGUUAAAAACACUGAUCCCGCAACAAGAGAAACGCCUCUGAACUGACUGAAACUUCAAAUCAUAAAACGUACAUAAACAGAGCCAUGGGACUGGCACCGAGCGAGCCGUGCAUCUAUGAGAAGCUGUCUGAAAGUGUCGAUAUCCUGAGGCGAUCCGGGUAUCGAUAUGGAAUGUCGGAGAGGGAGAUCGAGAAGUUCAUAAAGCAGAUGCUGGAAACGAGUGAGCCCAGGCGAGAGCCGCCCCAGUUCCCCAUCCUGCUGGCAGCGUGCAAGCUUGUAAUUGCACUGGGGUUCCUCUUGGUGGCAGUGCUGGCAUUCACCUACCCUCUUAGCUCUCCACAGUACAGGUUCCCCGUGGGUCGUGCUCACAACUGGUCCUCUCCCAUCAGCCACGUGCGCCUCCUGUCUCUGCCCAUUGCCAAGAAGUACAACCUCCAAGGGUUCCACGAGUGGUGGAGAUCCCAUAAGAAGGGGCGCUCUGGAGCUGCAGUGAACUGCUCCGAAUGUGCCUCAGUGGCGGCUGUGCUGGAGGUGUGGCAGGGUCAGGGCUUCCCAGACUGCAUUCUUCAGGGCGUGCAGCCCGUAAUAAUCGAGGGGGGCCAGUCCUUAUCCCUGUCCUAUGGAGACCUGGAGCAGCUCUACUCCAGGCAGCAGGAGUUCAUGGACCUUUUCAUCCGGGAGCAGGAAAACCUGAUCGUCCUGACGCAGGAAUUCCCAAAGGAACCGUCCAACUUCAUACUGCUGUGGAAGCCCCAGCUGGUGAGCCAUCAGGAGGUGCUGCAGGGGCUGUUCCCCAGUGUGGAGCUGCAGAGAGUCCUGGUCAGGGAGGGGGUCUCUCUGAAGCGCUGCCUGGUGACAGACAGCCAGGGGCUGCAGAGCAGGGCCCUGCAGGUGUACAGAUGGCUGGUGGUGGGGAGCGGGCAGCCUUCGCUGAGAAUCCUCCCACUCACAGAGUGCCGAGGGCAGUGCAGCUCCUUCAACUUGUGGCUGGAACCAGGGGACGUGGUCUAUGCAGAUUCCAAGUUCUGGCAGAUGGACCUGUUUCCAGGCCGGGGACAGAGCAUUGUUUGUGACGGCUUUGCUUUCUAACCAGCCCCUGUGAAAAGAUAAGCGGACGCCAGCCAGCUCUUGCAGUGAAACCACAACGUCUGUCUGUCUGUCUGUCUGACUUGUCUGCUGAUUAAGGACUUUACCAGGAAGCCCCUAAACCAGGCCCUCCAGAACUGUGAUUGGACCCCCCCUGCACUAAACGGUGCCUACACAGCCAGCUGCCUGACUUCACCAGCGCUGGCCAAAAUGCAAGGAGAAUCUCGUAAACAACAGACGUGACCAGCGAAACUCUCUCCAAAUCUGUAUGGCAGUCUGUCAGUGAGAACUGUAGUGAGCUGUAUUUAAAUGUACGUCUGUUUUGAAUUAGCAGCGAACAGUUUAAGGAAUGGCUGUCUCAAGGGCCCUAUCGAAUCGCUACAAUAGCAACGAGGCUGGACCUGGCACUCUGAACCCAUACUUAUUGGAAAGGUCCUGUGUUUGUAUCCCUGAGUCAGUCCUGUGCAGUAACUGAUCUGCUUAGCAGACUGUGCAUUACUGAAUCAGGGUUGGGUCAGUUUGCAGAAGUCUGUCUUCGUGCAGAGUAUAUAGAAUAAAAGAAACACUACAACUGGUUUCACACAAGCCUGCUUUUGUUUUGUCCUGCUGUAUUUUUCAUUCUGAAUAUUCUUCUUUUUGAUUAUUUUUGGGCUCUAGUGUGUGUCCGAUACUUUUCAGGUCAGUCCGCGCGCGAGUGAAAGGUUUACCCCCGUGGUUUGCACAUCACCCAGAUGCUCCCAUCACUCAAAUCUCUCUGAAGGGUAAAGGGAGCCUGCGCAGUUUGAAGGGCAGGUCUGUCUGCCCUGCGGAAUGUUCCACGCCUCAGCUAUGUCGCUCAUGACAUCAUCGCACCUGUCCCAAUGAGCUCAGCCCCUCUCCCCCGAGGGCACCAGUUUCCUCUGGGGGUCCCGGCUGCUUCUCGCUGGCUUCCACAACGCAUGGAACGCAUUAUCCUGUUUUCCUGCAAAAAUCUGAAUCUCUGGGUUUUAUUGCAUAACAAAGACUAAGCCUCAUGUCUUAAGUGGUAUUCAGGUAUGUGGAGCAUGGUCUUCAUCAUUCCACCGUGCUUAACUGUGUGUGCAUAUCAUUACUAUACACUUCCAGCACUGUAGCAGCCAUUCAUGGGCAUUUCCUUUUCCAGCUAAAUCACUUCUCCCUGCAUUCUCCGCAGGCAAAAUCAGCAAGAUGACAAUUGUUAUUAAUAUUAUUAUUUAAAAAAAAAAAAAAAGUAUUGCUUAAUUGUUGCAAUUAAAAGUAUUGUUUAAUUGUUGUGUAAUUCCUCAUUGCAUACAGCCAAAGAUGCAAUGAAGAGUUAUACAACUUACAGCUUAGGGAGUCUAAGGUCUUGAAUUUGGGGUUGUCUCGCUGUUAACCUGUAGAGCCCCACACCACAGGUUAAGUGUCAGUGCCCUUGUGUUUGGUUAAACGUUUUCAAAUAUUUGUAUUGGGAGAUGUGUAAAGAAUUUGAAUAAUCUAAAAAAAAGUGUAAAAAUACGUUAUGUAAAAAUAUUGGUUUGGAUUGGAUGUAAUCUUUUUCUCCAAAGGUUUGGAUAAUGUU
Molecule: messenger RNA, 3051 nt
Organism: Polyodon spathula (Mississippi paddlefish)
Lineage: Eukaryota; Metazoa; Chordata; Actinopteri; Acipenseriformes; Polyodontidae
Product: bombesin receptor-activated protein C6orf89 homolog
Exons: 7
Coding region: 492-1496 (334 amino acids)
Cellular component (GO): Golgi membrane; nucleolus
Source: RefSeq, a predicted model, not a curated record